Molecule: messenger RNA, 1836 nt
Organism: Cyprinodon variegatus (sheepshead minnow)
Lineage: Eukaryota; Metazoa; Chordata; Actinopteri; Cyprinodontiformes; Cyprinodontidae
Product: P2Y purinoceptor 13-like
Exons: 4
Coding region: 339-1403 (354 amino acids)
Biological process (GO): negative regulation of adenylate cyclase activity; G protein-coupled receptor signaling pathway
Cellular component (GO): membrane
Molecular function (GO): G protein-coupled purinergic nucleotide receptor activity
Source: RefSeq, a predicted model, not a curated record
CACACAAACACACACACACACAGUCACACACUGUUAAAGGCAGAAAAACAGAAGGGAAACGUUAAGAAAGACAGGCAGGCUCGUUCCAUAUGUCAGAGAGUAUUUUUUUCUGAUAAAAACAGCACACAUCAGAGUUUAUUAUAGGUUUUCAUACUUUUAUUUUUUAGCUUUCUUUUUUCUUUUGUUUCAGCAUUCUUGCAUUUCUAAUUUGGGGUGAAAGAUAAAAGAGAAUUAGAAAUUUCACUUCACUUUUUUGGUCAAAUCCUGUACUUCUUACUGCUCUCGUUAUUAUUUUGUUGUCUGCUGACAAAACAAAAGGUCCCACGGAGAACCUGAAGAUGAACAGCACGAUAUUGAACACAUCCUUUAAGUGUAUUAGAGAUACAAGUGUGACAUCAGUGGUUUUCCCGGGUCUCUACAGUAUCCUUUGUGUAGUUGCCCUGGUACUGAACUCCCUGGCUGCAGUGAUCUUCUUCAGCAUACCCAGCACCACAACAUUUGUGGUCUUUUUAAAAAAUGUGGUGGUUGCUGACUUGCUGAUGACUCUCACCAUCCCGAUAAGAAUCUUGAGUGAUGCAGGGGUUGGUUUUUGGCAGCUACGUGCGUUCUAUUGCAGAUACUCUGCUGUGCUCUUCUACAUUACCAUGUAUAUCAGCAUUCUGUUGCUCGGCCUCAUCAGCUUGGACCGCUACUUGAAGAUCGUAAAGCCUUUCGGAAGAUGUGCUCUGCAGAAGGUUCGGGUCGGCCAAAUGCUGAGUGCAGCUAUAUGGGUCGUAAUGUUAUCUCUUGCACUCCCCAACAUCAUUCUCAGCAACAAGCCCCCUAAAAUCUCGGGAGGGAAACUCAAGUGCUCCUCCAUGAAGAGCAAAGAGGGCCUAUUGUGGCAUGAGGGAUUCAACUAUUUCUGUCAGGUCAUAUUUUGGGGCACGCUUGCCUUGAUGGUGUUUUGCUACACGUUCAUCAGCAAGAAGGUCUAUGAGUCAUACAAAGCCUCAAGGAGCAAGUCUCAGGUUGCAAAUCGAAGAACCAAAGCGAAGGUUUUCGUGGUAGUGGGUGUGUUUUUUAUUUGCUUUGCCCCUUAUCAUUUUGCACGGGUCCCAUAUACACUAACUCAAACCCGCAGCACCACUCAUUGCCGGGCAGAGAACGCGCUCUACAUUGCCAAGGAAACCACACUGUGGCUGUCAACAACUAAUAUAUGUCUUGACCCACUUAUUUACAUCUUCCUGUGUCGGGUGUUUAGAAGAAAGCUGAAGACCACAUUAUGCAAAGCUACCAAAGAUUCGCCCAAAGUGACAUCAACACAACUGGAGAUGUCACAAAUGGUCCACACCACCCGACAGUCACACAAUGACACCUCCCAUGCCAGACAAUGUACACCAGAGUCAAGUUUUGCCUGUUAAUCUCCUUCAAACCUGAAAGACUCUUUGUCAUCCUUGUACAGUAUGUAGCAGUUUUCAGUAUGCAGUUUGGACAAACUAUAAAAAUGGGCAGACUUUUGUUGGACACGAAAAUAUGUAACUGCUUUCUGUGCACAUCAGGCCUGUUUGUUUUGUGAACCAAGCACAAAAUGUUUGCCUAGUCAUAGAGCACAUUUCCUUAACUGAACUUACACUGUCAAAAUUCAGCUUCCUGUGGUUUAAUCUCUCUGAAACUGCACUUUUUCUUUAUUGGGAUGCAAACAUGUUGACAGAAUAAACUUUAAAACUAUAUAUCAAGAAGAAGCUAAAUAACAAAUUUUUUUUAGAAUAACCUGAUUACAAAUAUCAUUAUAUAUAAAUAGUAAAUCACUACUAUUUUGCAUUAAAUAGCUAUGCGUUAGUUGAAUAGUUGUCA